Messenger RNA from Jatropha curcas, 1743 nucleotides. RefSeq names its product double-stranded RNA-binding protein 1. The record is from RefSeq and is a predicted model, not a curated record. NCBI's taxonomy places the organism in Eukaryota, Viridiplantae, Streptophyta, Magnoliopsida, Malpighiales, Euphorbiaceae.
AAAGCAAGUAGAAGAGAGAUGUAUAAAACGAAAUUGCAGGAGCUCUGCCACCAGAAAAUAUGGAACUUGCCCUCUUAUGAUACUACUAAAGAAGGACCUGAUCAUGAUCCUCGCUUUCGAGUAACUGUUACUGUCAAUGGCCUCUCAUUUCAUUCCCAAUCUCCUUUCAGAUCUUCUAAACAUGCUCAAAACGACGCCGCUAAGGUCGCCUUCGAUCACUUUUCUACCGGUGGCUCCUCCCUCCCUUCGUCUCCACCUGUUGUAAAUACUGAUUUGAAUGAGAAUCUUUCCUCUGGAAGGACCUUGCCACUGAGUGUACAAGAAACAAAUCAGAAUACGCAAAGGAAUGAACCAGCUGCAAAUCAGAUUAGGCAAAAGAAUGAACCAGCUGCAAUCUUUAAAGUUGAUGACAAAUUCACAGAUGUGCAACGUUUGUUCAAAAACCAGCUGCAAAGCUUUGCUCAAAAGAGAGGCCUUACCCUCCCUGUGUAUUCUUGCGAAUGUUUGGGUCCACCUCAUGCAAGUCGCUUUAAGGCUAAGGUUACAAUUGAUGAAAAGACCUAUGAGAGUCAGGAAUUUUUCCCAACGUUAAGCAAGGCUGAAAAUGCUGCUGCAAAAGCUGCACUGAUGUCAUUGGCACCUGAUGGAGUUGAAGAGGAUGAAUCUGCUUACAAAAACCUUUUACAAGAACUGGCUCAGAAAGAAUGUUAUUGUUUGCCAUCUUAUACCACAGCAAAAUCGGGUGAACCUCAUCUACCGACAUUUGUUUCAACUGUGGAGGUAGAAGGAGAGUCAUUUACAGGGCAGGAAGCAAGAACUAAGAAGCAAGCAGAGUUGAGUGCAGCAAAGGUUGCUUAUACAGCUCUAAAACAGCGCAACUCAAGGCAGAGCCUUGUAACUUCUAGUUUGGGCAACUCAAGUAACAGCCCUGUGGCCACAUGUCCUGGAAACUCAAGUCAGAGCGAUCUGGCUUCCUGUUCUGGCAAUUCAAGCCAAUUCCCUGUGGCUUCUUGUUUAUACAAUCCAAUUCAGAGUGCUUCAAGUUUGUCAACUCCUCAGGAGGGACAAAAAGUUGUUCAAUUGCCUUCUUCGCUGUCAGAUUUCACUGCUUUUCUUGAAAAGAAUGUUCAACCUAUAUUGCCCGAGCAAAAACAACAAGCUGAAGAGGAUAAAGCAAUUGCUGAAGUUAUCAGUUGUGAUCGCCCAGUCACAUCUCCAGGACCAGAAAGCAGCCCAGCUCAGAAGAGACCAUCCACACCUUCCGCAUCUUCUGUCACCAUCUCAGCUGCAGGUAUUGAGCAGCCUGUUGGAACAGAUACUCCACGCCACAAUAAGGUUAUUGUUCAUCCACGUGGGACAAACAUGGCGUAUCCUCCAGGCAGCACAGUAUUAUCCACGAGCGAUGGCAAUUGGGUUGCUGUGCGCACACCUUUAUCCAAUUAGUAAAGCUUGAUAGUUGCCCGUAGAAACUGUUGCUGACAAUUUAUUCACCUUGCUCUGAAUUUUGGAGUUUGAAUCAGAAAACUGCCUCAUGCAUGUGAAUUUGUGAUUUGGUGAAAUACCAAUUAAGCAAUUGCUGAAUUCCCGCCACUCUUCUACCUUUAUUAUAGAAAAUGGAAAUUGCUACAGCAAUUUCUUUUUGGAGGCCAAUAAUUAUAUAGGAUACUUUACAGGAAUAAUAAUUGUCCCAAAAAAAAAAAAGAUAUUGUCCAAAAUAAAAUUUGAUUUCAUAUUUAUUGUCCA